Symbiodinium necroappetens is the source of this 606-nucleotide messenger RNA. NCBI's taxonomy places the organism in Eukaryota, Dinophyceae, Suessiales, Symbiodiniaceae. The record is from the annotation of a GenBank genome assembly.
AUGGUUGCGAGUCUGGGAGGUUUGGAUCUUCGCACGCGGCAACCUGUCACCGUGAAGGUGUGCACCCUCGCCCAUGCGAGGAAGGGAAAUGUCCUCACACGCGGGCCAGGAACAACUCCUCGUCCCAAAUACUGCAUAUCUCUUCCCAAUCUCAGCUGCUUGCCGAUGUCACCCGGCUCGAAGGCUCGAGGCCGCCGUCUGUCAGCUUCGCAAGUCCAGUUGGAGUCAGAUCUGAGCAUGCCCUGCUGCAAUCAGAUCCCUGUUGCGGCCUGGCAGCAGCUCGAAGGCGCCAUGUGGCCGAAGCUCACGAAGGUGAACUUCGGGUCGUGCUUCGACAAAGAGUCCAAGGGAGCUGAGGGCGCGGCGGGGCUUCUUGCGGCCCUCGCCCGCUGCCCCGAGCUGCAGGAGCUUCGGAUGCGCUACUGCGAUCAAAUCCCGGCUUCGGCGUGGCAGCAGCUCGAGGGCGCUCAUUGGCCGAAGCUCACGAAGGUGGACUUCGACGAGUGCUUCGACGAAAAUUCCAAGGGCGCCGAUGGCGUAGCCGGGCUCCUCACGGCCCUGGCCCGCUGCCCUGAGCUGGAGGACGCGAGCUCGUUGCGUUUGUAG